Messenger RNA from Culicoides brevitarsis, 2495 nucleotides. Its product is annotated as organic cation transporter protein-like. Gene Ontology annotation, molecular function: transmembrane transporter activity. Gene Ontology annotation, cellular component: membrane. The transcript has 5 exons. The coding region runs from base 79 to 1935 and encodes 618 amino acids. Gene Ontology annotation, biological process: transmembrane transport. NCBI's taxonomy places the organism in Eukaryota, Metazoa, Arthropoda, Insecta, Diptera, Ceratopogonidae. The record is from RefSeq and is a predicted model, not a curated record.
AAUUAUGAAAAAAAUUAAAUAAUUAAAAAAAAAUAAUUAAAAAAAAAUAUUUUCUGUGAUAAAAAAAAAUAAUAAAAAAUGCCAAGUUCAAAAAAACCCUCAUCCCAAGAGCAAUCUCACCAAGACAACAACAUCGAAAUGGAAAAUAGCAGUAAUGGCAGUUACGGCAGCAUCACAGCUCGCAAUCUCGAAACCAUUUCAAAAAGUGUUCAAGUGAAUCAAGAAACGCCUCCAGACACUAAAAAACAGACAAAAACCAAGAAAAAAGUGUUUAAACGCGUAUCGAGCAGUGACUUAAGCUCCGCUGGAACGGAAAGUGGCUUAAAUGUUUCCGCAAACAGCGACGAAGUGGUCGAUUUUGACGACUUAAUUCAUCAUUUUGGCGAUUGCGGGCGCUAUCAGAUGCUGUUAUUUGUGCUCAUGGUGCCCUUCAUUUGCUUCAUUGCGUUCGUCUUUUAUUCACAAUUCUUCAUAACGCUUGUGCCAGAUCAUUGGUGUCGCGUUCCCGAACUGGAAAGUCUGAGUUUGCAUGAAAGACAGCUUUUGGCGAUUCCUCCAAGCGGCAAAGAUGGCUUCGAUAGUUGCUCCAUGUACAAAGUUGAUUUUGUAGCGGAGAUUCGGAAAGGAGUUACUGUUGGAAAUACAUCGUGGCCCCGUCAAAAGUGCAUUUAUGGAUAUGAAUAUGAUCAUAGUAUUAUUCCUUUUACGACUUUUGCCACUGAAAUGGAUUGGGUUUGUGAUUCAGGAUAUUUUCCGAAUCUCGCUCAAAGUAUUUAUUAUGUUGGAUCUAUUUGUGGCGGUUUACUUUUUGGUUAUAUUUCAGAUAAUUACGGAAGAAUUCCCGCCCUCGUUGGUUGCAAUUUAAUCGGCGCCAUUUUCGGUUCUUUGACAAUUUUUUCCACUGGAUUUUGGACUUUUGCUAUUUGUCGCUUCUUUGUUGGCUUUGCGUUCGACGGUUGUUUCGCCAUGAUGUACAUUCUCGUCGUCGAAUAUGUUGGACCGAAAUGGAGAACGUUCGUUUGUAACAUCAGCUUAGGAAUUUUCUUUGCAAGUAUGACUGCUUCGUUGCCAUGGAUCGUCUUGUACAUCGGAGAUUGGAAGAUUUUCACACUUUUAACUUCAUUGCCGCUCAUGUUGGCAAUUUUGACGCCGCUAAUUGUGCCGGAAUCCGUGAGAUGGUUAGCGACGAAAGGAAAAGUCGAUCGCAUUAUAAAAAUCAUGAAAAAAAUCGAGAGAACGAACAAAAAGAACGUUGGACCUCAUGUUUAUGACAAUAUUCGUAAAACUUGUGCUGCCAUGCAAAUGUCCGAAGAAAAUUCCAAGAGUUAUACGUUCUUCGAUCUUUUCCGGAUGCCGCAGUUGAGAAAUAACACAAUUAUUCUCAUCAUUAUUUGGAUGAUUAUUGCAUUGUCAUUUGACGCUCACGCUCGUAACAUCGACUCUCUCGGAUUGAAUCUUUUCCUCACUUUUUCGCUUGCCUGUGCUGCCGAAUUUCCCGCUGACGUGCUUUUGGUCCUCACCAUCGAUCGUUGGGGACGUCGUUACACUUCGGCCACGGCUCUCGUACUUGGCGGCAUUCUCAAUCUCACCGCUACAAUUGUGCCAUUUGGCGUCAUUUCCGCAACUCUUGCGAUUUUGGGUCGUCUUACGAUAAAUUACAGCUACAACUUGGGUAUCCAGUACACGGCAGAGCUAAUCCCAACUGUUGUGCGAGGACAAGGAGUCACCUUCAUUCACAUUAUGGGCUUUGUGGCGGCAAUUUUCGCGCCAUUUGUGGUCUACUUGAAGAACGUGGCAACCGUUUUACCGUUAAUUGUCGUUGGAGUGCUUGGUUUGAUCGGCGGCGUGUUGUGUCUCUUCCUGCCUGAAACGCUAAAUCGCGAACUGCCACAGAGCUUGGACGAUGGCGAGGCAUUUACGAAAAAUGCCAAGUAAUUAAAAGGUAGGCAAGUGCCAACAAUACAAGUAUUAACAUAAAAAUGUAGAUCAUUUUUUGUCGCGUUGACGUGAUUUACUCGUAAAAGCAACCCACACAUGUAAAUUUAUUCGAAUUAUCAAUUCUACGACGUUAUUUUUAAUUAAUUUUAUUACAAUUUAUCUAAUUUUUUUGCAAUACAAUUACAUUGCGAUAAAAACAUGCAUCAGUAAUCAUUCCGCUAUUGUGACAAUAAAACUCAAUAAUGAUACUGUGGUCGAGUAAAUGAAUACUCUCAAGAAAAAAAUUACUUUAUCGAUCAUUCGCGCGUCUUAUUAACAUGCAAAAUAGAUGUAAAAACAAUUCUGAGGUUUUUUGUAUUAAGAUUAGUUUACGAGAGAUGAAGGAAAGGUUUACGCUACUUGGGGCAAUGAAUGAGAAACGUAGAAGGGGUCUUGGCGUUUUACGUUAAAGUUACAGGUUUUACGAUGUAACAUAACGCUCUAUUUGCGUCAUAUGAUUAAUAUUCCUUAAAUACCUGUUUGGUUAGAAAAUUGUCUAGACUUUAGACGAGUAUUUU